This is a messenger RNA of Cynara cardunculus var. scolymus (artichoke), 1644 nucleotides long. RefSeq names its product aspartate aminotransferase, mitochondrial. Gene Ontology annotation, biological process: amino acid metabolic process; biosynthetic process. Gene Ontology annotation, cellular component: mitochondrion. NCBI's taxonomy places the organism in Eukaryota, Viridiplantae, Streptophyta, Magnoliopsida, Asterales, Asteraceae. The transcript is spliced from 10 exons. The coding region runs from base 103 to 1380 and encodes 425 amino acids. Gene Ontology annotation, molecular function: pyridoxal phosphate binding; L-aspartate:2-oxoglutarate transaminase activity. The record is from RefSeq and is a predicted model, not a curated record.
UCUCUCUACGAAGAGCCGACCAACGCAACCGGAUUUCAACUCCGGCGACUGCAGAAUACACAGAGAGAGAGAGAGAGCGACAGCAUCGUGAAUCCUUGAUCGAUGGCUCUCCGGACAGCAAUCACCAGACGAAUCCUGAGCUCGAGCUCGGCUGUACAUGCCACGCGAUCCAUGUCGUCGUGGUGGAAAAACGUUGAGCCUGCACCGAAAGAUCCUAUUCUUGGUGUGACUGAAGCUUUUCUCGCAGAUCCGAAUCCUGAUAAAGUUAAUGUUGGAGUUGGAGCUUAUCGUGAUGAUAACGGGAAGCCUGUAGUUCUUGAUUGUGUCAGAGAAGCCGAGAGACGGAUUGCCGGAAACAUGAACAUGGAGUAUCUUCCAAUGGGAGGAAGCAACAAGAUGGUUGAAGAAACACUGAAGUUAGCCUAUGGGGAUGAUUCUGACUUGAUCAAAGACAAGCGAAUUGCAGCGGUACAAGCUCUGUCUGGCACUGGUGCCUGCCGACUUUUUGCAGACUUCCAGAAACGCUUUUCCCCUGAUUCUCAGAUCUAUAUUCCAGUCCCUACGUGGGCCAAUCACCAUAACAUUUGGAGAGAUGCUAAUGUACCACAAAGGACAUUCCAUUAUUACCAUCCAGAAUCAAAAGGUCUUGAUUUUGCCUCACUGAUGGAUGAUGUUAAGAAUGCACCAAAUGGAUCAUUCUUUUUGCUGCAUGCUUGUGCUCAUAAUCCUACCGGAGUUGAUCCUACAGUGGAACAAUGGAAAGAAAUAUCUUACCAGUUUAAGGUCAAAGGUCAUUUUGCUUUCUUCGACAUGGCCUAUCAAGGAUUUGCAAGUGGAGAUCCAGAGAGGGAUGCAAAAUCCAUCAGGAUUUUCCUUGAAGAUGGUCAUUUAAUUGGAUGCUCUCAAUCAUAUGCCAAGAAUAUGGGUCUUUACGGCCAGAGAGUUGGCUGCCUUAGUUUGGUAUGUGAAGAUGAAAAACAAGCUGUGGCUGUGAAAAGUCAAUUGCAGCAACUUGCGAGACCCAUGUACAGUAAUCCACCCGUUCAUGGUGCUCUUAUAGUUUCAACCAUCCUUGGUGAUCCAGAGCUAAAGCAAUUGUGGCUCAAGGAAGUCAAGGGUAUGGCUGACCGUAUCAUCGGAAUGAGAAGUGCUCUUAAGGAAAACAUUGAAAAAUUGGGUUCUCCCCUUUCAUGGGAGCACAUAACUAAACAGAUUGGCAUGUUCUGCUAUAGCGGGAUGACCCCAGAACAAGUUGAUCGCUUGACAAAUGAAUACCAUAUUUAUAUGACCCGCAAUGGCCGUAUCAGUAUGGCAGGGGUGACAACCGGCAACGUUGAGUAUUUGGCCAAAGCUAUCCAUGAAGUUACAAAAGGUGCUUAAUUUACAGACAUACAUAUUGCAUUGAAGUUGAGAUUACUUACAAGAUUUUGGUUAAAACUAGAAUCAGGUAUCAUCCUUUGCUUUUUGAAAGAAAAUAAAGAGGCCAUGAGUUAUGGUUGUUUGUAGUUGGAUAGUGUAUUGAUUGUCUUGUUAUGGUAGUGAAUUUUUGACUAGUUUAUUUUAUGGAAGCACAUAAAAAGUUAUAUGUUGGUAGCGGUUAAAGCUGGAUUCAUUUGUUCGAUUAAAUCAUAUCCGUUACGGUGA